Messenger RNA from Fonsecaea nubica, 2235 nucleotides. RefSeq names its product eukaryotic translation initiation factor 3 subunit B. Gene Ontology annotation, molecular function: RNA binding; translation initiation factor activity; translation initiation factor binding. Gene Ontology annotation, biological process: translational initiation. Gene Ontology annotation, cellular component: eukaryotic translation initiation factor 3 complex. The transcript is spliced from 4 exons. Lineage: Eukaryota; Fungi; Ascomycota; Eurotiomycetes; Chaetothyriales; Herpotrichiellaceae. Bases 1 to 2235 code for a protein of 744 amino acids. The record is from RefSeq and is a predicted model, not a curated record.
AUGGCUCCAGGAUUCGACCAACUCUCUGACCACGACUUCGAAGAUGAAGCAGACAAUAUCGACUUCAGUGACCUGAAAGAACGAUAUGAUGUGCGCAUGGAAGAAGGCCUCGAUACUUUUGUCGUUAUUGAUGGCCUUCCGAUCGUGAAUCAAGAGCAAAGAUCCAAACUCAUCAAGUUUUUGCUCAAGAGGCUCAACUCCGUUGGACGCAUAAAAGAUGGCGAGGAGUCGGUAUUCAUGCCCAUGAAUGACCAGGGAAUGUCCGAAGGCUUUGCCUUUGUCGAGUAUCAAACACCUGAACAAGCCAUCGCAGCCACCAAACAACUCCACGGAACAGCCCUGGACAAAAGACACACUCUAGCAGUUAACAAGCUCACAGACAUUGAAAAAUACGGCAGAGAAGGAAGGAUAGAUGAAGAAUAUGUCCCACCGGAGAUCGAACCGUUUGCAGAUCGUGAACAUCUCAGGUCAUGGCUCUUUGAUCCCCAAGCUCGAGACCAAUUCGUCAUGUUCCGCGGUGACAAUGUGGGGGUUUUCUGGAACAAUAAGAAGGAACCACCUGAGCCCAUCGUCGACCGCAAACACUGGACACAGCUUUUCGUUUCUUGGUCACCCCAUGGGACGUAUCUUGCUUCUAUCCAUCAGCAAGGUGUUCAAUUAUGGGGUGGGCCAUCUUUCAAGAGAAUCAGACAAUUCCCGCAUCCUUUUGUCAGCUUGAUCGAGUUCUCGCCUGGAGAAUCAUACUUGACAACAUGGUCGAAUCAGCCCAUCACCGUCGAAGAGGGCAAAGGGCCUCUUUCCAUUGACGAAGAAGGCAAGCACAUCGUUGUCUGGGACAUCACGACGGGUAAACCACUGCGAUCUUUUGUCGCGCACGAUCUUACGCCUCCUCCAGGCGCGGAUGCGGCAGCAAUCCCGCCAAAAGCCAAAGUUCAGUGGCCAGCGUUUAAAUGGUCUGCUGAUGAAAAGUACGUCGCGAGGAUGAAGCCUCAUGAGAGCAUCUCCAUCUACGAACUUCCCAGAAUGAACCUCUUGGAUAAGACAUCCGUCAAGGCCGAAGGAAUCAUGGAUUUUGAAUGGGCUCCCUCCACAACCCAACGGGAGGGUAUCAAGACAUAUGAAUCACUCCUCUGCUUUUGGACCCCGGAGAUAGGAUCCAACCCGGCGAAGGUUGCGUUGAUGUCCGUUCCUUCGAAGGAGAUUGUGAGAACCCGGAACCUCUUCAAUGUCACCGAUGCAAAACUUCACUGGCAGUCGGAAGGAAAGUUCAUUUGUGUCAAAGUGGAUCGCCACUCAAAGUCCAAGAAAUCCAAUGCGACGAACCUUGAAAUAUUCCGCAUCCGAGAAAAGGGUGUCCCAGUCGAAGUGGUCGACUCUCUCAAGGAUACUGUCAUCAAUUUCGCAUGGGAACCUAAGGGCGAUAGGUUCGUGUUGAUUACCGCAGGCGAAGCGGUCGCUGGUAGCAACGUCCUUCCCAAGACAUCUGUCUCGUUCUUUGCCCCUGAGAAAACAAAAGGCCCCGGGACGGGAGCGUUCAAGCUUGUGCGCACGUACGAUAAGAAAAACUCCAAUGGAAUCUACUGGUCACCAAAAGGUCGAUUCGUUGUCGUUGCCACGGUCAGCGUGCAACAGCAUUCAGACAUCGACUUUUAUGACCUGGAUUAUGAGGGCGAAAAGACUGAGCAGGACGUUGCAGCAAAUCUAAAUGCGAACCUCAUGCUGAUGAAUAGUGAGGAUCACUAUGGUAUGACAGAUGUGGACUGGGAUCCCACGGGUAGAUAUGUCACGACGAGUGCUAGUAUGUGGACUCACCAGAUGGAAAACGGCUGGCGUCUCUGGACCUUUUACGGCGCCCCUCUCUCCGAACACCCCACGGAGAAGUUCAAGCAACUGAUCUGGCGGCCUCGGCCGCCUACCCUCCUUAGCAAAGAAGAACAGCGCACGAUCCGCCGCAACCUGCGCGAAUACUCGAAAGAAUUUGACGAGUUGGACAAGGAGAUGGAAGAAGGAGCGAACCAGGCGGUCAUUGACGCAAGGAGGAGGCUGUACAUGGAGUGGUAUAGCUGGGUGGCGAGGGAGAAGGAGCUGCUGAGGCAGGAGAGAGAAGAGCUCGGCCUGAAGGAUCCCGACGAGGAGUUGGCUCUUCAAAAGACCAGAAGUCUCGAAGAAGAGGGCGAAAAGGUUGUGGAGGAAGUGGUCGAGGAGGUGAUUGAGGAAACAGAGGAGGUUGUGUAG